AAAUUUCGCCUUUUUUUUCAAUUUUUUUUUUGGUAACAUUGUUUUGUGGAAAGCGAAAAUCUGGAGAACUCGGUUAGAGUUCGGUAAUGGCAGAGACUUGCGGUGGUAUUCUCCUAUAUAACUCUCCUCCUCUUCUCUUCCGCAGUUCCAAGUUCGUCUCCCAUUGUUUCUCUUCCAAAUCCUUUGCUUCCUCUCCCAUGGCCGCGGAACCGCCGUCUCUUCUCGUUUUCUCAGGUGGAACAGGAUUCAAUGGUGUAGUUGAAGAGAUGAAGAAGCUAACAACUCGUGUUUCUCAUGUCCUUCCUGUCUCUGAUGAUGGAGGAAGUACUGCUGAGAUUGUUCGUGUUCUUGGUGGCCCGGCAGUCGGGGACAUACGCUCGAGGUGUUUAAGGUUGUCUGACGAAAGUACUUCCGAGGCUCUUGCUGUCAAACGCUUGCUCGGCCAUCGCUUACCUUUAGAUCCUCAUAAGGCAAAACAUGAUUGGUAUGAUAUUGUUGAAGGCAAUCAUUCUCUGUGGGACGGUGUAUCGAGACCCUAUAGAGAGACGAUCCGAGCCUUCUUAGUCUACUUUCAGAACGAGAUUCUCAGACGGCAUAACGAGUCAUUUUGCUUCAGUAAUGGCAGUAUCGGUAACUUCUUCUUUGCGGGAGCACGGAUAUUUUUCCAGUCUUUGGACGCUGCGGUGUUUCUGUUCUCUCGGGUUUCGGAGAUUCCUUGCGAUAGUUUGGUCCUGCCCGUUAUUUCAACCAACGACCGGCUCACCUUAGGCUGCGAAUUAUGGGACGGAACCAUAAUACGAGGGCAGAACGAAAUCUCGCAUCCAACCAACGGAAAUACGCAAUCCGUGGACAAGAGUCAUGGCUCUUCUCCUGCGCUUCUCUCGAGUAUAAAGAGAGUAUUCUACAUGUCAAGUGAAGGCAACAAUCUGUUGCACGAGGUGAAAAGCUCUCGUAUUGGCGAGGGUAUAUACGGCCUUUAUACGUAUACGGUAUUCACGGAUGAUACGGUGUUUGAGCAGGUGUUCCCGCCAGUUAACCCGACAGUACUGGAGCAGUUGAGAAGUGUGGAUUGCAUUGUCUAUGCAAUGGGAUCCCUUUUCACUUCCAUCUGCCCCUCACUGGUGCUGCUCGGUAUCGGGGAGAUUAUCUCUUCCAGGUCAUGUCGUAAGGUGCUUCUGCUGAACGGUACGCAUGACCGUGAAACAAGCGGAUUUACAGCCUCUUGCUUUGUGUCCGCCAUUACAGACGCUCUUAACCGAGCACAUGGAGAUCCGAACAUUCGACUCAAUAACCCCCCUGGACACUACAUCAACACUCUCUUGGUCCCGAGAGACGGGGAAAUCCCCGUGGAUCUCGACCGGUUGUCUGAACAAGGAAUCACAGACAUCAGAGUCGUGGAAUCCGUCGGGGACCCGAAACACGGAGUGGCGUUCAACCCGAAGUCGUUGAUUCAAACUCUUGCCUGCUUGCUGGACACAACCCAUCAAAACACUCAAGUCUUAAACACCAACUGAUGAACAUAUAUACACACAUAUAUAUAGAUAGAUAGAUACAUAUAUGUAUCAGUAAAGAACAGUUGUAGAGGAAAUCUUUACAGUAUUCUUGCUUUCUUC
This is a messenger RNA of Tarenaya hassleriana, 1613 nucleotides long. RefSeq lists its product as uncharacterized. The record is from RefSeq and is a predicted model, not a curated record. The coding region runs from base 87 to 1514 and encodes 475 amino acids. NCBI's taxonomy places the organism in Eukaryota, Viridiplantae, Streptophyta, Magnoliopsida, Brassicales, Cleomaceae. Gene Ontology annotation, molecular function: LPPG:FO 2-phospho-L-lactate transferase activity. The transcript is spliced from 12 exons.